This is a messenger RNA of Histoplasma capsulatum G186AR, 369 nucleotides long. RefSeq lists its product as uncharacterized. Lineage: Eukaryota; Fungi; Ascomycota; Eurotiomycetes; Onygenales; Ajellomycetaceae. Bases 1 to 369 code for a protein of 122 amino acids. The record is from RefSeq and is a predicted model, not a curated record. The transcript is spliced from 2 exons.
AUGAUUGAACAGCUGGUAAUCCGCGGCUUCCGCGACGGAUGCGAACUAGUUUCAGCGGGUACGGAGCGGCGAAGUCAAGGGCUACACUCCACCGACGAAUGGGAUAGAUUCGAGGGACGAUUUACAAAAUCCAUGAAGGCCCCCUGCGUGGUAGAGGAGGCCAUCAUAGUCACAGCCUCACUGUGGCGUGGCACUUCGCUUCGUAGGUCAUCUUCACAACCUCGAAGUCGAUAUUUUAGACGAUUUACGCACAUGUCUCAGUUGCAACCAGCAAUGUGUGACGACGUGCUCACCGGCGCGACAAGGCCCAGCGUCGGAGCUAAGGUGUCAGGGGAAAAGCGAAAAGAAAUCCACAAAUUUCUGGCAUGA